Rattus norvegicus (Norway rat) is the source of this 4648-nucleotide messenger RNA. RefSeq names its product G protein-coupled receptor 139 (gene Gpr139). Bases 165 to 1202 code for a protein of 345 amino acids. The record is from RefSeq and is marked validated. Gene Ontology annotation, molecular function: G protein-coupled receptor activity; identical protein binding; neuropeptide receptor activity. Gene Ontology annotation, biological process: neuropeptide signaling pathway; phospholipase C-activating G protein-coupled receptor signaling pathway; G protein-coupled receptor signaling pathway. The transcript is spliced from 2 exons. Lineage: Eukaryota; Metazoa; Chordata; Mammalia; Rodentia; Muridae. Gene Ontology annotation, cellular component: membrane; plasma membrane.
GCUAGAGAACGGAGCUGCCUAUCUAGGAGGGCAGGUGCGCAGCCACUCGAGGACACCAGCCAGGGCUGGAAGCGGGUCCCGCGGCGCGGCGAUCCUCCCCAGGGCUGCCUGGUCCCCAGCCGCUUGGCAGCUGCGCCGAGCCCAGCCCGGCGAGGGGCGCGCUCAUGGAGCACACGCACGCCCACCUCGCUGCGAAUAGCUCAGCUUGCGGCUUGGGCUUCGUGCCGGUGGUCUACUACAGCUUCUUGUUGUGCCUCGGGUUACCAGCAAAUAUCUUGACAGUCAUCAUCCUCUCUCAACUGGUAGCCAGAAGACAGAAGUCCUCCUACAACUAUCUUCUGGCACUUGCUGCUGCCGACAUCUUGGUCCUCUUUUUCAUCGUCUUUGUGGAUUUCUUGUUAGAAGACUUCAUUUUGACCAUGCAGAUGCCUCCGAUCCCUGACAAGAUCAUAGAAGUGCUAGAGUUCUCCUCCAUCCACACUUCUAUUUGGAUUACAGUCCCCUUAACAGUUGAUAGGUAUAUCGCAGUCUGUCACCCACUCAAAUACCACACAGUUUCCUACCCAGCCAGGACCCGGAAAGUCAUUCUGAGUGUUUAUAUUACCUGCUUCCUGACUAGCAUCCCCUACUACUGGUGGCCUAACAUCUGGACUGAAGACUACAUCAGUACCUCCAUGCAUCAUGUCCUUGUCUGGAUCCACUGCUUCACCGUGUACCUGGUGCCCUGCUCCAUCUUCUUCAUCUUGAACUCAAUCAUUGUGUACAAGCUUAGGAGAAAGAGUAAUUUCCGCCUCCGUGGCUAUUCCACUGGCAAGACCACUGCCAUCUUGUUUACCAUCACCUCCAUCUUUGCUACCCUCUGGGCCCCCCGCAUCAUCAUGAUUCUCUACCACCUCUACGGAGCACCCAUCCAGAACCCUUGGCUGGUCCACAUUAUGUUGGAUGUUGCCAACAUGCUGGCUCUUCUGAACACAGCCAUCAACUUCUUCCUCUACUGCUUCAUCAGCAAGCGCUUCCGUACCAUGGCAGCUGCUACACUCAAGGCCUUGUUCAAGUGCCAGAAGCAGCCUGUACAGUUCUACACCAACCAUAACUUUUCCAUAACAAGUAGUCCCUGGAUCUCACCAGCAAACUCACACUGCAUCAAAAUGUUGGUGUACCAGUAUGACAAACAUGGGAAGCCUAUAAAAGUAUCCCCGUGACCCCACAGGGCUGGCACUUGUGCCUGCGUGUAAUCUGUUUCCAGAAGAGAGGGUAUCCCAUCCUCUGGUUGAACAGCUCUCCUUAAGAGUGCUAACCUGAUUUCCAGUCUCCACAGACUGAGCCGCUCUCAGACUGGCAGAUGAGAAGAAAUGGAAGAGAAGAAAGGAGAGCAUGAAUCUUGGUGUUUUAGGGGUUUUUUUCUUCUUUUUUAUGCACUCAUUUUCACAAAAUCACACUGACAGCCAAAGUUCCUGCUGGCUUGAAGACACCAUUGGCACUUAUAAAUGCCAUCAUAUUGUGACCAAUAAAGACCAUGGUAGAGAAGUAAUUAGUGCUGGUACCAUCCAUAGUCACUAGGAACCAGCCACUCAUGUGUGUGGUCCAUCCAGCCACCAUGGUGUGUAGCUGAGCCACAAUCUUCUUCCAAGAGUUGAGGUCACCCAUCAUAUCCCUGUGCCAUUGUCAGCAGCUAACAGGGCUGACUGAUUUUGGGAUUCUUUUCAAAGGUGCCCUUCGUCCUAGACAGAGUUGUGGUCUCCAAGUGGCCCUGGCAACUCUGGCUGCAGAAGACAACAUGGGGAAAGGGACGUGUCACAUCCCAUCCAAACUCCUGCUGUGCCGGAAUGUCUAUGGGGAGGCUCCAAACCAACAUGACUAUGUCCCUUAGACUUGGGGUCUAAGGUGUAGUUUUCUAUUUGCCAUAUUGUAUAGAUUUUAUGUCUCCUCUAAAACAAAGACCCUGCCCUGGUGUGUGGGGGGAAAGGAGAAAUUCUUGAGCCCAGAAAAACAAAAAAUCAAGCCCACUCUUGCCACUGUUUCGAUUCAUCACCAUAUCAGCUGUUUGCGAUCCUUGCAUUCAAAAUCAUCUUGCUGUGGCACUAUACACGCCUCCUGGAGAAGCCUUUUAUGUGUCAAGUUGUUAUUCCUGCUCCUUGCUUGCUCAAGCCCUCACCUAUAUCGCUUUACUUGAAGUGACUUCUUAACUGGAGAUACUAGUCGGGAGGUUAGAAAACUGCAGCUCUUCUGGAGGGAAGGGAGUGUAUAGCACCCACCAAAACCCAGCUGGCAUUGCUGUGUAAGACCCAAAGUACAAACAAACUGGAGGGGUGGUUGUGCCAACCACUGCUAUGUCCUUUGAUGUAAGUAGCUGAGUCAGGAAGGGGUGCCAGUUAUCAGUAAAGCUGUUUAACUUGGAUGCUUCAAAGAUACUAAAAUUUAUUAUUUUCCCCUUUCCUGUUCAAGUUAAGAAGAAAUCUCGGAUGUGGAUAGGGGCUUCCCUGAGAGUGUAGACAUAUAAAACACAGGUAUAGACACAACUAUACUAAACUGUUAUGUGGUGUGCUUUAAAAGGAUGUCCACACUAGAGUUCCUCUCAUUUUAUUUCUGCCCCUUUUCAAGAUAUCUGAAACCAUCCCUGGUUUAGAAGAAAUCCUCUAAAAUGAUUUUUGAAAUUGCAUAAUAUUGGUGCCAAACUAAACAGAGUCACCUGAAACACUUGGUUUGAUUUGUCCUGCAUUUUCUCUCUAAGUUGGAGGGCAUGUCCCUAUCACCUUAAGGGGUUCUGCAACAAAGGAAUGGGAAGGAAAGACCCCUGAAGCAACACGAGUCCCAAACUUCCACCAGGGCCAUUCAAUACUAACCCAGUGCAAUCGGAGGCUGUAUUGUUCCUAUCCCUGUUAAAUGGCUUAUGGGAGAGUCUCGCCAAACCCAGUAGUUAGAUUCUGAAGUCAGUACAAAAGUGAAUGACCUUAUGGGGCUGUGGUUCCUGUGGUUCCCCAGGGAAAAUGACCUUUGAACAUCCAGGAAGUUGCAUUUUGCUCCAGCAUUGGGAUGGGUUGCCGGUACUUUGAUUGAAGAUAAUACAGAUGUUUAGGGGGUGUGUCCUAUUAUUGUGAAGUAUCUGAGAACAUCAGGACUACCUGGAUACAGGAAGCCACACCCACUGAAAAGUCUGCAGAAGUUACUCACGUAAGAGAUGAUCUAAGUUCUAGCAUCCAUCUCGCUUGCUCCCCAGAGCAUAUACUCCAUGAGCGAAAUGUGAGCAAAUCCUCCACAUCUCUUGAAUCGCAUUUCUUUCUUUUUCUCCCCAAGCAUGUGAAAUUGAAUGUAUGUUCAUUAGCUGUGUGUAUGAUACAAUUCCAUUGCACUUCCCCCCGUAAGUAAACAUUAACCAAAGGCUACCUACGCCGAGUAUAUAUUAUGUGUGUGUGCUUAUUUAUUUUUUAAAAUGCAUAUCUCUGAAAAUGUUAGUUUGAGCUAUAGAUAAAUGAUUCAAAGUGCAAUAUCUAUAAAGGUUAAGCAAUUCCUUUUUGAGAAUGUACACAAGAUGAACAACAGUGAGUCUCUGACUCUCAAUGCUGCCUGCUCUGUGUUUUUUAAUUGUAUGUAAAACAAUUAAUUAUUUAAAGCUGGGUGUGUACUGGGAAUGCUUUCUCCAGACACUCAUUUAUGACUUUUCGUAGCAGGAGAGGUUCUAUUAGUAGGUAUGGCAGCAUCUCUUUCUUCUGACUACAUUCCUAUUUCUCUAAGCAAUUUUUCAAACUAAUCCAUAGAAGCACUCCAGAGAGUUGCUGUAUCUUCUGUUUAAAAUACACAUGGAUACCCUUUUGGUUAGGUUGCUAUAUAUCAUAGCCUAUAUAUGUAUAUAUGUAUACAUAUGUAUGUAUGUAUAUAUAUACUAAAGUUUAAGAUUUUAAGAUUUCAGGAAAAUAUUCAUUUAUUAUUGAUAUUAAUAAUAACAAGCAAUGAUGAAGAUGCUUUCAUUUUAACUUUAAAAAUUGUAAGCCUUUUCUUUCAGGCCAGGUUUGGAAGAUGAAGCCCGUCACAUAAACAGCUGCUGCUAAGGGCAAACACCUUAGCCUGGGUUUUUGUGGUGCUUCUUUCAAAGACUGUUCAUUAUCACCUCCAUUGCUGUAUGAUUUGUGUCCUUGGACAUGGUUGACAGUGCCACACAUGUACAUGCUGAGUCUUUUUCUUAGCAACUGGAAGCCUGGGGAAAGAGAUAAGGGGGACAGCAGACAAACCAUAAGAGAUAAGCCAUGUGAAUGAAUGAACAUCCCUGUUCCAACCACCUUGCAAUAGGAAAGGGUUAUUUUGCACAGAUGGUGUCUACUUGUCCAAUGUGGGGAACCCUUUGGAAAUGCAUUAAUGACUCUAAUGUUGACGACUACUACUGUUCUGAGGUUACCACCGAAAAACAGUAAAUGUUCAUAUUUUCUUAAAUAGAUAAUAUAUUGUGUUUGGACUAGUUUGUAUUCUAAUAAAUUCUAAUAUGGUGCACACUUGGUGUUUGCUAUUUGCAUAUAUGUUCAACCAACUGCAGAAUGCUGGUUUUUAUUCAUAUUAUUUUUAAUUGAUAAAUCAUAAUUGUAUACAGGUAUGGAGUGCAGUGUGAUGUUUUGAUAUGUGUAUUAAAUGUGCAAUGAUUAAACCGAGCAAAUUAACA